AUGGCUUUCCAGCCGCUAUCCGUGGGCGACAUCUUGAUGCUGUCGCAGACGGCCUGGAAGAUUGGACGAGCAUUCACUCACGGCAAGAAGAGCGCCCCUGCCGAGUUCGCAGAGGUGGAGAGGGAAGCCAAUGGCCUCAGCGACGCCCUCAAACUCGUUGCCGAAACGCUGCAUGCCGAUGGCAGUAUACUCACCCACGCCGACGUCGACACUCGAUCUGCCGUCAAUGCCAUCCUCCAGAGCGCGCACCAGACCCUAGAUGACCUCGACAGCUUCGUCGACCGGUAUCAGGUCAUCAAGAAGAAAGAGACGAAUGGGGGAUUCGUGGUGGAGAGGAGUUGGAGCGAGGUUGUCCUUGCGAAUUACAAGACGUUCAAAUGGACGACAGAGGGCUCGAACUUGACAGAGCUGCGCAACAUGCUCAAUAUGCAUACCAACUCCAUCAACUUGACGAUGCAGGCCCUGCAGUCGAGAUCUCUAGCUAGACUAGAGAAGACGGUGGUUCCCAUGGCUGAGAACAUUGCAAGCAUCCACGAUCGUGUUCACGGAGAUCUCGGCGACAAGAUUGACGACUUGCAUCGCAUCAUCAUGGCUAUAGCGUCCAGUACACCCAGCUUACAUGCGAGAGACAGGGCGCUGGAGUCUGGUUCUGGAAGUAUCAGAGACAGCACAAGCACUACGUCAACGCUCGAUCAUCAGCCCGCUAGCAGUGCACACUCAAGUCGAAUGCUUGAACCGCCUCCUCCUCGAUCCUCCAGUUACCAAAUACCCCCACGUCCUGCCAGCCGUUCCCCACGGACUUCCGCAGCCAAAGUACCCUCGAGCGCCGCAUCUGGUACAAGGUCCACCCGCGAAGACUCGGCCUACUAUAGUGCUUCUGGAUCUCGUCCCUACUCGGAUGGCAAGCGAAUGGACUGGGAUUUUGAGACCGGCGCUCCCGUCGACCACCGUCCCAGCAUAGGCGGUGGUCGAGUCAAUUUCGACGCCGGUGCUUCACCGAAUGACAGUGGCUAUGCUGCGACGGAGCCUAGUUCUCGACGUGCAUCUGGACAUUUUCGAAGGGAAUCUGCGACUUUACCGGCGUUGUUCAAGGCUGUUGAGGACGACUAUGAUGCCGUUGCCGGUAGUAGCCGACUAUCUGAGAUUGACAAUGUGUCGCCAAAGAGUCAGAGGGAAACUUGGAGUUCGGCGAAGAGUGCUGGACACUUGCCACCGCCGGCUAUUCCGUCUGAAUACGAACGGUUACAGCCACCUGCGACGCCGACGUCGGUGUUCUCACAGCUUCAGCGCUCGAGGACGAAUCCUGUGGACGAGAGACCGCAGACAGCAAAGACCAAAUGGCAAUCAGAUCAGCAAUCUUUGAAAUCGCACGACAUCACCAAGUUCGAACGACAAUUGUUCAGGAAUGCUGCUAUACUGUGCGACGUGCGUGGCAAACUUGUAGAGCAUGCCCAGAUAAAGCCUGACGAGCCGGAUCCUCGAUACAACGUGGAGAUGGUACCGGCCUGCCAGGAAGCACGUAUCUUUGUCAUUCGGAAACGAGAGAACCGUGAGCAUGGUGGGACCAAGGUCGCGACCAGUAUUUGGUGUCUUCAAAACGACGGCGAAGUACGAUUGCAACACAAACUCUCAGAAAUGCAGGAAACAGUCCCGUACUGCUCCUACUUCGAGCCGGAGAAGGUGUCUCUGCCAGAGACGGACGCUCCCAUUGCACUCAAGUUCCAUUCCGAGGAGUGGGGGAGUCUGCUGAAAGAUGAGAUGAAGACGAAUUGGGUGAAUUACUACUUCGCGUCGGAGAAUGAUGCCACUGCCUUCCAGUCGGCUGUCUAUGGACGGACUCUGCUCGGCAGCUAUCGGACGACCAAAACCACCGUCAUCCACGAAGGGCUUAAGGGUGCCUUUGCAUUCGAGGAGCAAUUCGCCAACAUCGAAAUGCUUCGACUUUGGGAAGAUGACGGCGUCUCAACACCAGGUGCCGCCGGGGGUGUCCUGGCUCUCAUGCACAUCAGCUCGAACUUCGGCGAGGGGUGGGCGCGCUGGUGGAUCAACAACAGCAAACAGCAAGUGAAAGUGAAAGACGACGGGGCGAAGUUCGCCAAAGUGAAGGGUAUCGACGUUACUGUCGUCCGGCCUGGGAGCAGUAAAGCCGCGAUUGAGAGGGCGCGAACAGUGUCGAUCGGGGCGGAGGGCAUGUCGUCGGCGCAGCAAGCACGGAAUGCCGUCAAGAGGGUGAAUGGAGUGAAGAUUGAGUUCAAGACGGAGGACGAGAGGUCGAAGUUUGUGUCGGCGGCGAAGCGGGCGCAGGAGAAUUCGAUGCCGUUGCCGGAGCUUUGA
This is a messenger RNA of Zasmidium cellare ATCC 36951, 2334 nucleotides long. RefSeq lists its product as uncharacterized. Lineage: Eukaryota; Fungi; Ascomycota; Dothideomycetes; Mycosphaerellales; Mycosphaerellaceae. The transcript has 3 exons. Bases 1 to 2334 code for a protein of 777 amino acids. The record is from RefSeq and is a predicted model, not a curated record.